This is a messenger RNA of Emiliania huxleyi CCMP1516, 633 nucleotides long. RefSeq lists its product as hypothetical. The record is from RefSeq and is a predicted model, not a curated record. Bases 1 to 633 code for a protein of 210 amino acids. The transcript has 3 exons. Lineage: Eukaryota; Haptophyta; Isochrysidales; Noelaerhabdaceae.
AUGACCUCUCCUCCUUCGACCAGCCGUCCCCGUGGUGGUCACGCGGCCUCUGGCUGGAACGGGAUCUACCUCGCAAGCGAGCUGCUCCUCGCUACCGUGGAGGCGCUGCCCGCGUCGGGCGAGGACGGCGUCGGCCGGAUCCUCGAGCAGGAGGCGCAGGCGAUCGGCCGCGGCGGCUGGGGCGGCGGGUUAUCGCUCACGGUGCUCUGCGAGGCGCUCGGCUGCAGGAUCGGCGUCGUGGAGUACCGCGAGGGCAAGUACGGGCCCGCCCACGUCCAGAGCCAGCUGGACAAGGGCCAGGCCAAGCCGAGCGACGGCGGCGGCUAUGUGGCGUACAAGAAGGCGGACUACGCGCACGCCCUCUCGCGCUCGGACACCGACGUGCAGAUGUACCUGUUUGAAACCUUCGGCGGGUGGUGCAACGCGGUCAAACGGCUGUUCUACCAGAUGAAGGACAAGGUGCGCAACAAGCUCUCGAAGCGGCAGCACGAGGACGAGGCGAGCUGGUCGACGCGGUCGUGGCUGUCGCUGCAGGCCCAGCGCAUGUCAGUCGCGCUGCAGCUCGCGGCGGCGGAAGAGAUUGCGACCGAGCUCAGGCUCGCCGCGGCGUCGGAGGACGCCGCCGUCGCCUAG